This is a messenger RNA of Schistocerca serialis cubense, 402 nucleotides long. RefSeq names its product ataxin-8-like. Bases 1 to 402 code for a protein of 133 amino acids. The transcript has 4 exons. The record is from RefSeq and is a predicted model, not a curated record. NCBI's taxonomy places the organism in Eukaryota, Metazoa, Arthropoda, Insecta, Orthoptera, Acrididae.
AUGGAGAUGGCAGCCCUAAAGGAAGAAAAUCAAAAAUUACGCAUUGAAACGAGACCAACGCAAUUGACUUUUGCUGCACUCUUGGCAGGUGACCCAGUUGCUAAGCCGAAAAACAGGGUUGAAGAACAAAUCGAAUUAGCAAAAGGUAAACAGAGUUGCAGUCAGCGCAGAAAGGAGCUUGGGAGGAGAGUGAGACCAGCAACGCGCUCUCUGUCACCAUCACAGCAGCGGUCCCGCCAGCAGCAACGGUCCAGCCAGCAGCAGCAGCAGCAGCAGCAGCGGCAGCCGCCGCCCCGGCCCCGUCCGCGGCAGCAGCAGCAGCAGCAGCAGCAGCUGAGGCGUUCCAGCCCCCCGCCGUCGCCGUCGCCGUCCAUUGCAGAUGGAGAUGCCACAGUAUUCUAG